This is a messenger RNA of Loxodonta africana (African savanna elephant), 2454 nucleotides long. It is a transcript of the gene SLC29A4, whose product is annotated as solute carrier family 29 member 4. Gene Ontology annotation, molecular function: nucleoside transmembrane transporter activity; monoamine transmembrane transporter activity. The transcript is spliced from 10 exons. The record is from RefSeq and is a predicted model, not a curated record. Gene Ontology annotation, cellular component: plasma membrane. Gene Ontology annotation, biological process: nucleoside transmembrane transport. Bases 82 to 1671 code for a protein of 529 amino acids. NCBI's taxonomy places the organism in Eukaryota, Metazoa, Chordata, Mammalia, Proboscidea, Elephantidae.
UUGGGGACGGGGCAGUGAGUGUGUCCAUCCUCAUUUAUUCUCUCAGCUUCCCCCUCUCCUUUCUCCACAGCAUCGGCAGCCAUGGGCCAGGUUGGAAGCCAGCGUCUCAAGGAGCCCAGCCUGGCGGCCACUCCUGACAAAAACAGGGCCGUGAGCUUCAGCUUCGACAGUUACCAGCCGGAGGAGGAGGUGGCAGCAGGGGCAGUUCAGGGCCAGGGCAAGAGAACCAGGGGAGUCCCAACUUUCAUGGACCCCAUGGUGGAGGAGCCGGUGCCAGAUGACCGCUACCACGCAAUCUACUUUGCAAUGCUGCUGGCUGGUGUGGGUUUCCUGCUGCCGUACAACAGCUUCAUCACCGAUGUGGACUACCUGCACCACAAGUACCCAGGGACCUCUAUUGUGUUUGACAUGAGCCUUACCUACAUCUUGGUGGCCCUGGUGGCUGUGCUCCUGAACAACGUCCUGGUGGAGAGACUGAGCCUGCACACCAGGAUCACCGCAGGCUACCUCUUAGCCUUGGGCCCCCUCCUCUUUAUCAGCAUCUGUGAUGUCUGGCUGCAGCUCUUCUCCCAUGACCAGGCUUACGCCAUCAACUUGGCCGCUGUGGGCACCGUGGCCUUCGGCUGCACAGUGCAGCAAUCCAGCUUCUAUGGGUACACGGGAAUGUUACCCAAGAGGUACACACAGGGAGUGAUGACCGGGGAGAGCACAGCAGGGGUGAUGAUCUCCCUGAGCCGCAUCCUCACCAAGCUGCUGCUGCCGGACGAGUGGGCCAGCACGCUCAUCUUCUUCCUGGUCUCCGUGGGCCUGGAGCUGCUCUGCUUCCUGCUGCACAUGCUGGUGCGGCGCAGCCGCUUCGUGCGCUACCAUACCACCCGGCCCCGUGACAGUCGCACGCACCGCCGGGGCUCAGGCUACUGCGUACACCACGACGUGGCCACCGGGGACAUCCACUUUGAGCACCAAGCCCCAACCCUGGCCAACAGCGGGUCCCCAAAAGACAGCCCAGCACAUGAGGUGACCAGUGGUAGGGGAGGGGCUUACGUGCGCUUCGAUGUGCCUCCGCCCAGAGUCAAGCGGAACUGGCCCACAUUCAGAGCCCUGCUGCUGCACCGCUACAUGGUGGCACGCGUCAUCUGGGCCGACAUGCUCUCCAUCGCCGUCACCUACUUCAUCACGCUGUGCCUGUUCCCCGGCCUCGAGUCUGAGAUCCGCCACUGUGUCCUGGGCGAGUGGCUGCCUAUCCUCAUCAUGGCUAUCUUCAACCUCUCGGACUUUGUGGGCAAGAUCCUGGCGGCCCUGCCCGUGGACUGGCGGGGCACCCAUCUUCUGGCCUGCUCCUGCCUGCGCGUCAUCUUCAUCCCCCUCUUCAUCCUGUGCGUCUACCCCAGCGGCACGCCCGCCCUCCGCCACCCAGCCUGGCCCUGCGUCUUCUCCCUGCUCAUGGGCAUUAGCAAUGGCUACUUCGGCAGCGUGCCCAUGAUCCUGGCGGCUGGCAAAGUGAGCCCCAAGCAGCGGGAACUGGCAGGGAACAUCAUGACCGUGUCCUACAUGACAGGGCUGACGCUGGGCUCUGCUGUGGCCUACUGCACCUACAGCCUCACACGGGAUGCCCCCAGCAGCUGCUUCCACACUGACAUCACCAACGGCUCCCUCCCCACUGGCCUCUGACUGGGCCUGGGCUGGCCCCUGCCAAGGGAGGGCCACUUGGCUCAGGCCUCAGCCUCUUCACCCCCAGGCCUGAGGGCCCCUCCCCAUCCCUGCCUGCAGUGCCUGCGGGGGCCCCCGGCCUCCUCCUGUGCCAAUCACACCACCUUCGCUGGGUCCAGCGCACCCAUCACUCUGGCCCCAGAGUUCUGCCAGAUUCUGUGGGGCCCGGGGCUCUGCCCAGCACUGUGGUCUGUGUUCUCCAUCUCCAGCUGGCUCCUCACUGUCCGUCUAUGUCCCGUGACCCCCACUGUACCCAGGCCAGUGCUCCAUGGGGUCAGAUUCUCAGACGUCCCCACCCAGGAGAGACCCCCAGCCAGAAGCCGGGGCACACAAUGUCCCCCACCUGGUGACCCACCCCAGGCUCUGCUCUGAGGGCCCCACAGCCCUGGGCACACCAGCCACAGUUUUCCUUUCACCAGGAAGUCCCCUCAUGAGCCAUCAGCAGAGAGGGCAGUUCCAGCCUUGUCACUCCAAGGGCCGCUGCCCCUCCAGCCCCUCCUCUGAAAUCCUGGUUAUCCUAAACUUUUGUGAUGAAGGAACUGCAGCCCUGGGUCUGAACAGACUCAGACCGCCGUCUGCAAUGGCUUCUUGGGGACCGUGGCAACUGUGUGUCCUGGGCACGCCCACCCCAGCUGCCACAUGCCCAGAGCCCCCCAGCACCCACCUGAUGCGAUGAGCCAGGGGGCACUGGGCCUGACUGGGGGACCUCCAUGGCCUUCCCUGACUUCCAGGUGAUACAGGAGA